This is a messenger RNA of Siniperca chuatsi (mandarin fish), 5056 nucleotides long. RefSeq names its product TEA domain family member 1b (gene tead1b). Gene Ontology annotation, cellular component: transcription regulator complex. Gene Ontology annotation, biological process: hippo signaling; regulation of transcription by RNA polymerase II; embryonic organ development. Gene Ontology annotation, molecular function: DNA-binding transcription factor activity, RNA polymerase II-specific; RNA polymerase II cis-regulatory region sequence-specific DNA binding. NCBI's taxonomy places the organism in Eukaryota, Metazoa, Chordata, Actinopteri, Centrarchiformes, Sinipercidae. Bases 442 to 1836 code for a protein of 464 amino acids. The transcript has 14 exons. The record is from RefSeq and is a predicted model, not a curated record.
CGCCCCGGCGCAAACUCGCUCUUUGCGUUCAUUUCAUUCCUCCUCUCAUUCCGAGCAUUCUUCGCAUCUCUUGUCAGUGCGCGAAGCGAUUCACCUACACCUUCCUGGCUGGCCCAGAAACACCAGAAUAACUUGACAUAGUAUUAAAAAAUACCCCGUAACAUCCCAUUACCAAAAGAAAGGGACAUUUUUAUAUGAGAUAUCAAUAACGAGUUGGCUCAGCCGGGAGUUGUUGGAGAUUUCACCGGAGCAUUUUCAGACCACCUCGAAGAAAACACACUGGACAGACUUGUUGCUUCAACACGUUUGACGGUGCUUUAAAAAAAAUCGCCAUCGAAGUUUUGUGUCUCUCCCUAGUCUGCUCCAGGCUUCAGCUUGGAGAGCCCAACCGCCACGAUUGAUCCCAGCAGCUGGAGCGGCAGCGAGAGCCCUGCCGAGGACAUGGAGAGGAUGAGCGACUCGGCAGACAAGCCCAUAGACAAUGAUGCCGAGGGGGUGUGGAGCCCUGAUAUUGAACAGAGCUUCCAGGAGGCCCUGGCCAUCUAUCCUCCUUGUGGACGCAGGAAGAUCAUCCUCUCUGAUGAGGGAAAGAUGUAUGGUCGAAAUGAGCUGAUAGCCAGAUACAUCAAGCUUCGGACCGGGAAGACGAGGACACGGAAGCAGGUGUCUAGUCACAUACAGGUCAUAGCAAGAAAGAAAGUUCGAGAAAUCCAAGCUGCCAUUAAGGUACGUCUGGCUUUGCCCAGUUGCAGGGGGCUUUUCAUUGCCAUGGUUACAGGCUCUUCCUUUGUUUUCCUCCCCUCCCCUACCCCGCAGGUGUCUAGUCACAUUCAGGUUCUUGCCAGAAGGAAAUCUCGUGAGUUUCAUUCCAAGCUAAAGGUUACAAGUAUGGACCAAGCCGUGAAGGACAAAGCCCUCCAGAGCAUGGCCUCCAUGUCCUCGGCUCAGAUCGUCUCUGCCACGGCUAUUCACAACAAGCUCGGCCUGCCAGGCAUCCCGCGCCCAGCCUUCCCUGGAGCAGGGUUAUGGCAGGGUAUGAUAUCGACUGGUCAGCCAGGAUCUUCACAAGAUAUUAAGCCUUUCACCCAGCAAGCCUAUCCCAUCCAGCCGGCAGUCACAGCCAUUUCAAGUUACGAGCCCACAGCACCUCCGGCUCCCACGGCACCAGCGUGGCAGGGCCGCUCCAUCGGUACAUCUAAACUCCGACUGGUGGAGUUCUCCGCCUUCCUAGAGCAACAGAGAGACCCAGACUCAUACAACAAGCACCUAUUUGUACAUAUCGGACAGACAAAUCAUUCCUACAGUGACGCCCUGCUGGAGUCGGUGGACAUUCGUCAGAUUUAUGACAAAUUCCCAGAAAAGAAAGGAGGACUGAAGGAGCUGUAUGGAAAAGGUCCCCAGAAUUCGUUUUUCCUUAUAAAAUUCUGGGCUGACUUGAACUGUAACAUUCAAGAUGAUACUGGAUCUUUCUACGGAGUCACUAGUCAGUAUGAGAGCUCAGAGAACAUGACCAUCACAUGUUCAACAAAGGUCUGCUCCUUUGGCAAGCAGGUGGUCGAGAAAGUUGAGACUGAAUAUGCACGGUUUGAGAAUGGACGCUUUGUCUACCGGAUAAGCCGGUCUCCCAUGUGCGAAUACAUGAUCAACUUCAUCCAUAAGCUAAAACAUCUGCCAGAGAAAUAUAUGAUGAACAGUGUGCUGGAGAACUUCACUAUCUUAUUGGUGGUGACAAAUAGAGACACCCAGGAGACGCUGCUAUGUAUGGCGUGUGUGUUUGAAGUUUCAAACAGUGAGCACGGCGCCCAGCAUCAUAUCUACAGACUGGUAAAGGAAUGAGAGGCUCCGAGCCCUUCCCCCCCACCCCAACCUCCCUCUUUUCAUAGACUUACCAACCUCACAAACAAGUGGCAGUGCCUCUACCUGAAAGUCACACCUACAAUGCUUUUUGGUCAUGGUAUCGGGUGAAGUCAGUUGUUAUAAAUUUGUUUUAAUAUAAAGUGUUUGUUAUUUGACUGCAGUUGUGAAUUGCGGUACAGUUGUUUUAUGUUUAAAUAUGGGAAUUCUCCUUUAAAAUAUGUUGAGUUGGUCUAUGUUGGGUUUAAAUGUGGCCGUUCUUAAAGAAUUCACUAGAUUAAUUUGGUAAAUGGAAAUGUGUGUUGUCUUCUGCUUUGUUAUGUAGACUAAGAAAAAAAGGAUGCUGGCCUUUUCUAUCAGCGGCCUGAUGUCGUCUGUGUAAUAUGUUUGAGUGUGUUUUAUAUGUCUGUAGUUCAUAAUUUGUGAGCAUACAUAUAGUCAAUUUACAGAUGUGCACCCACAGCCAAUAGAUUUUCCAAAGAAGCUAAACUUACACAACACUACAUAGACAGUAGUUGGAAGGAAGCAAGUGGUCAUGAAUAUUGCAAAAUUACUGCUAUUUCUUUAAAAAACACAAACAACUCAGCUUUCAGAAGUAUAUUUAUCCCUGUUGACGCACUCCAAGUCUUAGACACUAACAACAGAAUUGUUGUUGCACUGUGAAAAUACUACAAACAUUUUGCCUGCAUCUGCUCCAUGAAUGUAGAAGUCUUACCACCUGCUAAGCAUUUUCUGUGCUACAAACGAGUCUUUUCUCUCUGACAACCGAUAAGAGAAUUUUUAGGUUUUAGACGGGUGAAAGUACUGCUUAAAAUUACUCUCAUCUUGUCCAAAAGCACUUUGUUCCCCUUCCUGGACUUGCUUUAGUGAUGCUUACUUUUCUUUCUGUUUAAAUAAUCACAACACUAUAAAAUCACUUGUAGACAGCAGGCCUUGUUCAGUAUGCUGUGGCUUUGCCCCCGAAAGACUCUCAAUAGUUUUCCCCUCUGGGAUCGUGGUGUAAUAACUCCAAGCCAAGAGUGUUGCUGCCUUCAUGUUCACACUAUGUUCACAUGUUUCUGUGGCCUACACCAACCCCCAGCCUUAAACAUGUUAUAGCUGUGUGAACUCCAAAAGAUGCCACUAAAACUGUGAUCUCUACGCAGGAAGACUCUUUCUAUGUUUGCAUUGUGUAUGAAAUUCACAACACUAUCUGCCAAAGUGUAGAUGUACAGUGCCUUAGAAUAUACUCUAACAUUACCCUUUGCUUUGUUUUAAGUCUAAAAUCAGUUUUGUGGAUGAAACAGGCAAAAAUAACUCACCAGUAUAUUACUUGGUACAUCUUCACAUCUGAGAAAUGAUGUUUCUUAUAAUUGGUACACUCCUAGAAAUACAGUUUUUUUUUUUUGUUGUUGUUAAGGGGCAGUACACUUAUGUUAAAUUAAGUUAUAAUAACAGUUAUAAUGCAGGUUAUAUUUUUCUCUAACGCUGCAAUAUGUUCCUAAAACAUCAGCCUUUUUUCAAAGAGUGUACUAUAAACAGACUGACUGCCUUUCCUGUUGUAAAAGACCAAAAAUACAGAGAUACAGUCAAUCUUUUGUCAUGUCCUGCACGGUAGCAAGGAAGUGCCUUUGGUUUAAAAUGUCCUGCUUCAAAAAGAUCAAACAGAAAUUUAAAAUUUAAUGUUGCUAGACCAAAAAUGAGACAUAAGUAAAACCAAUCACCACAUUGCCUUUUUUAAAGGAUUUUAAUGACAGCAGGAGAAAGCUGGUUACUGGUCAAAUAAAUAAAUGAUAUAUUCAUUUUUAUUACAUUGUAAAUUGAUUUCACAAAUGAUGUAUUUGAAGAAAAGCUGUUUCUUUGCUUGCGGCUCCACGUGCAGCCGCUGACUGCAUGCAGGAUGUCAGCUCAGAUAAACACUGCAGCUGUCUGCUUUGUGCACACUUGCAGGUUCAAGUGUUUUUAAAAGAAAGAGGAAAAAAAAAAAAGGUUUUUGGAGACAUUAUGGUUUCCUCUUUCCCGCGACCACACGCUCUCACGAUGUGAAAACCACAUCACACUUUAACAAUGUUGCGUUUGACGAGGCAGGUACCGACACAAGCUUUUAUCAAUUAUUAUCUUUGAGACAAAAAAGUUGAUUUAACAGUACAAAUUAAAAAAAAAAUGUAUUUGGAGCUGUUUUAAUGUGGUUGUUUCCAAAACCUGUUUUGAGAUGCUGUUUCAGAAACUAAACCCAAUUUUUCACAACUGCUAGUGUGGACAAGGCUGUCGAGGUUAAUACUUUUAAGGACCAUAGCUACUCAAACAUUUACUGUUUCUUACAAAAAAUUAUAAUCAUCUAAAGUAUUUUAACCGAAGAAGCUCUAAAUAAUUGCAGACAAUGUCUCUGGUGGAUGCAGAUAAAGUUCAAUCAUUCAGUAUUUUGCCACAGUCCUGUGGACACUGUGGAGUUUUAAUAGGCUUUUUCUUAAGUUUACCCUAUGUAUCUGUUCACAUUUAUUGAUUACUUAGUGAGAUGUUCCUGUUUUCUUAUUGUACUUGUAUACAGUUGUACUUGGUUUUGUGAUGACAUUGUCUGUAUAUUGCAAGCCCAAUAAGAUGGUAAUGAUGUUGCUGCUGCACUGCUGGUACAUUGUGACAUGUCGUUUCAACACUGAAACAGCAGGACUGAUGCCUUCGAUGGCACGAAUGUCUGGUGGACCAUUAGAAGAGAAAAUGACAAAAAAAUAAAAAAUAAAAUAAAAAUCAGCUAAGUUGAGAAAUCAUGCUACAAACAUAUCAGCAGUUUAGCUCUUGUUAUUUGUAAUUCUGUCGAAGAGUAGGUACUGGUACCUUUUUUGUUUUAUGACCAUUUUCAGAUGGUGGCUUUAAAGUGAUUUUUCACACAGCUCACACACAGUUAUCAUACAUUUGGGUUUUUGUGUGCAGACUUGUUUUUGUAAAAAGGUGCUCUGUACAAAAUUAUAUAUCUUAGCUUUUCUUGGUACAAAUGUGUGAUAUCUUUUUGUAUCCAUGAAAUGUGUUGGAGCAAAGGAGAGAAAAGAAGCUCUGCGAUGUUUCUGUGUUCUGCAUAUGGUCUUGUCUUUGCUCCGUAACAUUAUGAUGCCUUCUUGAUAAUAGAUAUUUUGUAGCUUUCUAGAUACUUUGUAUGUAUGCAAUAUUGAAGUUAAAUGAAUCUGAAAAAUAUUGCCUCCUUUUGUUGUCAAUUAAACAUUUAACAUAA